CGUCAUUUCCUUAGCAAAGAAAGAAGGGGCUGACGAGAUCGUUGAAGAAGCUUGUCCAAAUAAUACACAUAUUGCAUUAAUAAUAUAGGAUACCAUAGAUCGUGGAACCUUCUGUUUUGUGUGAAGCUUUGAAGAAUUAACCCACAGCAAUGUCGGCCCAAGCUCAAAUGAGAGCUUUGCUCGAUCAACUAAUGGGGACAGCGAGGGAUGGUUCAGUGUGUCUUUGCCAGCCUACAUCAAUCUGCAAAGGAGUUGCAGAAAAGCCUCAUGUUCAUCGAGCCGGGACGAGACGCGGCAGAGGGUCAAGUUCACCGACGAGCGGGUCUGCAAAAGCCAUCUCCUGAACUGCUGUCCCCAUGACAUCCUCUCUGGAACUCGUAUGGAUCUGGGAGAAUGUGCGAAGACCCACGACCUGGCGCUCCGGGCCGACUAUGAAAUCGCCUCCAAGGCGAGGGAACUCUUCUUUGAGCUUGACGCUGUGGAUCACCUGGAGUCUUUCAUCGCUGAUUGCGACCGUAGAACAGAGUUGGCCAAGAAACGACUGGUGGAGACUCAAGAUGAGAUCAGUGCGGAGGUGGCUGCAAAGGCAGAGACUGUCCACGAGCUGAACGAAGAGAUCGGGAAGCUCCUGGCCAAGGCAGAGCAGCUGGGAGCCGAGGGGAAUGUAGAUGAGGCCCAGCUGAUCCUACAGGAAGUGGAGAAGGUCCGCAGCAGGAAGAGGGAUGCCGAGGAGGAGUACAGAAACUCCAUGCCUGCCUCCAGUUUCCAGCAGCAGAAGCUCCGUGUCUGCGAGGUAUGCUCGGCCUACCUGGGUCUCCACGACAACGACCGUCGCCUGGCCGACCACUUUGGUGGGAAGCUGCACCUGGGCUUCAUCCAGAUCAGGGAGAAACUGGAAGCCCUGAAGAAAACAGUCAUUGACAAGCAGGAGAAGAGGAACCAGGAUCGUCUCAAGAGGAGAGAAGAGAGAGAGAAGGAAGAGAGGAUGAAGAAGAGGACCAAAUCACGGAGCAGGGAACGGAGCAGGGAACAUAGGUCCCGCUCUCGCGAACGUAGGAGACGGCGUUCCCGUUCCUCAUCUCGCGAGAGGCGGCGUUCCUCCCGCUCGCACUCCAGGGACCGGGAGAGAAGGAGACGCCACCGCAGCCGCUCCCGAUCCUGCAGCAAGGGCCACCGCCACGAGCCUAGCACCAGACACAAGUCGUCCAGGGAUCGAGAGCGCUCAUCCAGAGACCAUUCACGGGAGCGAAGCAGGAAGAGGGGAUCCUCUGAGCGGCGGCAAGACAGCAGGGAUCAGAACGGGAGGACGGACUCCCGCCGGGCGCAGGACAGAGACACCGGGGACCUCUGAGGACUCUCGCCAUCCAUCCUCAAAACACAACCUCCUUUUCUCUCUUUCAUACCUGUCCACAUAUCUAUAAGGACUCUCUUAACAGCAAUGUCCAGAGACGUUUUGAUUUGACAGAUAUUCCAGCCAACCCACUGUGUCCCAAAUAAAUAGAGCUUAUAUGACCACAAAGGUGUGUGUGUGUAUAUAUUGUAUAUACAGUACCAUUCAAGGGUUUUUCUUUAUUUUGACUAUUUUCUACAUUGUAGAAUAAUAGUGCAGACAUCAAACUAUGAAAUCGUGUAGUAACCAAUUUUUUUUUAAACAAAUCAAAAUAUAUUUGAGAUUCUUCAAAGUAGCCACCCUUUGCCUAGACAACAGCUUUGCACACUCUUGGCAUUCUCUCAACCAGCUUUGAGGUAGUCACCUGGAAUGCAUUUCAAUGAACAGGUGUGCCUUAAGUUAAUUUGUAUUUCUUUCCUUAAUACGUUUGAUCCAAUAAGUUGUGUUGUGGCUUUUUGACUGGUACUGUAUAUAUUUCAAGCAUUCAAAUAUAUCCUGGGAUAAGGGUGUGGGGGAUGGUAGUUGUUGAACGUUGUGGGGGUGCACAAAGUCCUGCCAGCAUAUGUUUUAAGUGAUGGCUGUUGAUUGCAAUACAUUUGAUUUUAUAUAUAUAUUCUAUGAAACGAUCCUAAAUAGACAUUUUAAGUGGUAGCUAUAGAAAGGAUAAAUGAAUGACCAUUGAAUGAACCAUAAACUUAAAGAAUAGAGCAUUUAAAUGUUUGUUUUGAUACUGUUAUUUUUAAGCUGUCAGGAUUGCUGUGCGAUUGAGACACUGCUUAAUCAUACUUCCUGCAUACUGUCCUGGGUCGUGUUCAUUAGGCACCAAAUGGAAGAAACCGGACUGAAACAGGGAGGGGUCAUCUGGAUUUGUCCAAUAAGAAAACCACAUUUUUGCUUUCCCGUAAAAACGUGACGAAAGGUUUUCAAUUAGUGCACUAAUGAACACGACUCGGCAUACUGCCUUAGAUUGGCUUCUCUCUGCAAGGCUUUCUUCUCUUCCUUGAGGCUAUUUCACAAUGCUGGUUGCAGUAAUUUGCCAUUUAAAGUUGCAAAAAAUAUUUAACAUACCAGUAAUCAUAGGUCAGAUAUGUGCAGAACAGAUAAGAUUGAUCAACUAAGACAUAUUGUUGUUUUGACUUUUGGAAAUACAAAAGGAAUUUGGUCAGUUGUGAACAUUAGUGAGCUCAUUUCUGUCAGCUUGUGAAAUACCCUUUGCUUCUAUAGUUGUGGCCUAGACUGACUGACGGGACAUUUACAUCUGGAGAGAUUGUAGCAGUUCGAUUGAAUAUGUCAUAAUACGGACAGGGUUUUCUUACACUUUAGAUUUGAUUGUCCUUUGUGUUCACAAAUGGAGUCUCUCUUUUUUUCCUUUUUUUGAUUUUUACAAGUUUGUUCCAAGUUUUCAUGUCAUGUGAAGUCUGUAUUUGUGUGUAGUAGACAUGAUGGACUUUGCAUGUCUCUCCAAUGGAUUGAGUAGGAAAUGCUGUUUUGGAUUGAGAAUGACUGUAUGUGACCCAGGAAGUCAGCUACGUUACCCAGGAAGUCAGCUACUUUACCCAGGAAGUCAGCUACGUUACCCAGGUAGUUAGCUACGUUACCCAGGUAGUUAGCUACGUUACCCAGGUAGUUAGCUACGUUACCCAGGUAGUUAGCUACGUUACCCAGGUAGUUAGCUACUUUACCCUGGUUUUGGACUAUGACACUUGGUGCUGGGAACAAUAUCCUAAGUACCUGCUUAUGUUCAUUUUACUUUCCAAUAUGUUGAUGCUGAAUCUGCAGCUUGUACAUCUUCUGAAUAUGUUGGUUCAUGUAUGUCAGUCACUUGAAAUUGGAUGCAAACCCAUAUAAAGGAAUGCAUAACUUUUUCUAAUGGGUGCCAGCUCUAGUAUUGGUCAGGUCUGUUUGUAUUAUUUUGCUAGAAGAUGAUUUUGUCUGAAGCCUGAAUAAAAAUCCCAGAAUUGUA
This is a messenger RNA of Salmo salar (Atlantic salmon), 3353 nucleotides long. RefSeq names its product LUC7-like (S. cerevisiae) (gene luc7l). NCBI's taxonomy places the organism in Eukaryota, Metazoa, Chordata, Actinopteri, Salmoniformes, Salmonidae. Gene Ontology annotation, molecular function: mRNA binding. The record is from RefSeq and is a predicted model, not a curated record. Gene Ontology annotation, cellular component: U1 snRNP. Gene Ontology annotation, biological process: mRNA splice site recognition.